Molecule: messenger RNA, 3027 nt
Organism: Sitophilus oryzae (rice weevil)
Lineage: Eukaryota; Metazoa; Arthropoda; Insecta; Coleoptera; Curculionidae
Product: RAC serine/threonine-protein kinase
Exons: 12
Coding region: 323-1864 (513 amino acids)
Biological process (GO): protein phosphorylation
Molecular function (GO): protein serine/threonine kinase activity; ATP binding
Source: RefSeq, a predicted model, not a curated record
UGAAAGAAUAAGGUGCCUGUGAGGAAAGAGGAAGAAGAAGAAUUGUAAAUUAAAAUGGAGAUUUUUAUUAUUUGUGUUGUGUAGAUAAAUUAAGAUAAAUGUUGAUCCGUGUUGCUAAUUUGAACUGUGGAAUUUCAUAAAAAUAUAGGUGUUAAUAGCAUAAUAACUAUAAUACACUUGUGAAUACUUAUUUUUGGUUCUCCUACCAACUAGUUUCAUCAAUCAACAAUUUACAGUUGGUGUUUAAUUGUAGAAGGUCAAAGCACUCACUUCGAAAAUAUAUUUUUAAAUAAUGCUGCAAUUUACAACUAUUGUAUGAAAUAUGAAUUCAGCACCAGUAGAUGUAGGACCCUCAGGGUCUAGUCGCAAAGUCAGAAUUGUUAAGGAGGGUUGGUUAUAUAAAAGAGGAGAGCAUAUAAAGACAUGGAGAUCCAGAUACUUUGUGUUAUUUGAGGAUGGAGCUUUAAAUGGUUUUAAAGCAAAACCAGAUGAUUCUUAUAGUGACCCAUUGAACAAUUUUACUGUAAAAGGGUGCAAAAUUAUGACAACAGAUCGACCAAAACCUAAUACAUUCAUAAUCAGAGGAUUACAAUGGACAACAGUUAUUGAGAGAAUGUUUCAUGUAGAUACACCACAAGAGAGAGAGCAGUGGGUAAUGGCAAUAAAAUCAGUGUCUGAAAUGUUGACAAAUGAUUGUGAAGAUGUUGAAAUGAACCCAUCCAAUCCUGAUAUGUUAGGUGAUUUAUGGGAAAAAUGCUCUUUGCAAGGUACUUCAGUAUCAAGUACUUCUGGAAAGAGAAAAGUAACCUUAGAAUCAUUUGAGUUCCUCAAGGUUUUGGGUAAAGGAACAUUUGGAAAAGUUAUUUUAUGUCGGGAAAAAGCAACAGAAAGGUUGUAUGCUAUCAAGAUAUUGAAGAAGGAAGUUAUCAUUCAGAAAGAUGAGGUUGCUCAUACCCAGACUGAAAAUAGGGUACUCAGAACCACAAAUCAUCCUUUUCUAACAUCAUUAAAGUACUCCUUUCAAACAAACGAUAGAUUAUGUUUUGUAAUGGAGUAUGUCAAUGGUGGUGAAUUAUUUUUCCAUUUGUCAAGAGAGAAAGUGUUUUCAGAAGAAAGGACAAAGUUUUAUGGGGCUGAAAUAAUAUCAGCAUUGGCAUACUUACACUCACAGGGUAUUAUAUAUAGAGAUUUAAAACUUGAAAAUCUACUCCUGGAUCAAGAUGGUCAUAUAAAAAUAACAGACUUUGGUCUUUGUAAAGAAGACAUUACUUAUGGAAGGACAACUAAAACAUUUUGUGGCACUCCUGAAUAUUUGGCCCCCGAAGUUUUGGAAGAUAACGAUUAUGGGAGAGCUGUUGAUUGGUGGGGCAUCGGAGUUGUCAUGUAUGAAAUGAUGUGCGGCCGACUUCCGUUUUACAACAGGGAUCAUGAUGUUUUAUUUACAUUAAUAUUGAUGUCUGACGUGAAGUUUCCUAGAAAUUUAAGUGCAGAAGCCAAAGAUCUGCUUUCCGGAUUGCUUGUUAAGGAUCCAACAAAAAGGUUAGGGGGAGGUCCUGAUGAUGCCAAACAAAUUAUGGCUCAUCCAUUCUUCAGCAGCAUUAACUGGAAAGACCUUGAAUUAAAAAGGAUAACACCACCAUUCAAGCCACAGGUAACGUCCGACACAGAUACAAGAUAUUUCGAUCAAGAAUUCACAGGCGAGAGUGUCCAACUGACACCGCCAGAUAAUUCUGGUCCUCUCGGUUUCAUCCAAGAAGAACCACAAUUUUCUUUCACCCAGUUCAGUUACCAAGACUUUUCUUCAACUCUGGGUAGCUCAGGUCAUAUGGGAGGUAGCAUGGCAAGUGUUGGAAAUAUGCAAUAAAUAGGCUUCAUACUUACAGUAAACGGUAAAUGCAGGAAUGGACUACUAAUGGAUAUAUUGUGAUACUUUUUUUUACUCUUUACUAACUGCCAUGACUGGCCUGGUACAUAUGUACAUAGAAUUAAAAAGUGCUGUAAACCAGAAUUGUUGUAACAUUUGCUAAUGCAAGAAGACUAAUACCACAGUUCAUAUAUCUAAUUAUUCUUACUGUGCUUAUUGAUAUAUAGAUUCUAGCAAGUUUAUAAGAAUUCUGGUCGGUACUUCAGUGUUUUAUUUUAUAUUUAUAACUGUUGCACAAGGUGUGUAAUGAUUUUAAUUGUAUAAGAUGUAAAUUUUAAUUCAGUGUAGGUAAUUUAAGAGUGUUGCAUCAAUUAUCAGUUGACUUGUUUUAAAUUUACUUGAUAUAACUAUUGAUUAAAUGAAAAACUUACACAAAGUGUUUUAAAAUUCAGAUUGAAUUCUUUACAUGGUUACAAUUUAUGAUUUACAGGGUGUGCCUAUCAGUUCGCAACAAAUGGGUAUGUUUUACUAUUGCAUUAUUGAGAAAAAAAAAUAUGCGGAAUUACUUUAGAGACUUAGCCCCAAAUCUCCAAAAUCUUCUUUAUAUAAGCAAAGUGUUAGAUCACAACAUAUUGAAAUAUGUCAGAGGGGAGUUGAAAAGUUUAUUGUGCAUACUGAAGUAAUUCUGCGUGAUGCAUGUUUUUCAAUAAAAAGUUAUUUGUUUAAAUUUUUUGUACACCCGGUAUAUUUUAAGUUUAUAUGUAUUUAUUAGGUGAAUCAUUUCACAUAACUUAUCCAAAUGAUCUGGGUUAUAUCAUUUGGUUAUUGAUUCAUAGUAUGUAAUAUAUAAAUUCUUUUUUAAGAACUGGUUACAAAUGAUAUUAAUUUGAACUUUUUCAACUAAUAUUUAUUUACAAUAUAAGUAGAUAGUUCAUUUUUUCCUAUCUCAUAUUUAUAUAUUGUCAUUGAUGGCUUUUAACUAUAGUUAACAUAAACAAUAGGUACUUUGUCGCUUACAGUGUUGUGUAUAGUUCAUAAUUUGUUAUCCUAUAGGAAAUAAUAAUAGAAUAAUAUGGAGAAAUAGUACAGAUUCUAGCAUUUAUUUUAUUUUGCAUUAAUAUUUUGAGUGUACAAAUGACAAAUUAAAAUCUUUAUUAUCUGGA